Molecule: messenger RNA, 789 nt
Organism: Panicum virgatum (switchgrass)
Lineage: Eukaryota; Viridiplantae; Streptophyta; Magnoliopsida; Poales; Poaceae
Product: mediator of RNA polymerase II transcription subunit 33B-like
Exons: 3
Coding region: 74-682 (202 amino acids)
Biological process (GO): regulation of phenylpropanoid metabolic process
Cellular component (GO): mediator complex
Source: RefSeq, a predicted model, not a curated record
UCAGCGCCUGCAAAUCCCCCGCCGAGUCAGCAGAGCAAAAGCCCCCAAAACUAGUUCUCACGCGGACGGGGCGAUGGCGGCCGAGUUGGAGCGGCGGGUGAUGGCAGCGGUGAAAGCUUCCGCGGCGCGCGGCGACCCACUGCUCCUCCAGGCCGCCGAGGCCGCGCGCUGCCCCCGGGAGGCAGCUGCCUCUUCCUCCUGCGGCCUCUCGCUCGCGGAGGCGUUGGUGGCGAACCUGUGCUUCGCGCAUAACACGGGCGCGAUGUGGAAGCUGCUGGACCAGGCCAUGUCGUCCCGCCUGGUGCACCCUCUCCACACCCUCGCCCUGCUCACCCCGAGGGUGGUGCCGAACCGGCGGCAGCAGCCGGAGGCCUACAGGCUCUACCUCGAGCUUGUCGGUCGCUACGCGGUCGCGCCGGUUUACCCCGAACACAUGCCACCUCUCCUUCCCGCGCAAGAGAAGUCCCACAUUGAUGAGCAAACACUCUAUCUUAUUGGCUCUAAGCUACUCCGCUUCGUCAUGCGAGAAUUCAUUUGGCCACAGGGUGCAUACCAUGAUAAAACUAGUGACAUCGCACAACAUCCCGACCUUUGUGAUUAUAUCAGAAAAGGAGCCCCCAUGGAUGCCAUUGAGAAAAAUAGGAAGGCUGAGGAGGAGAGACUGAAGGCACUUGAUAUGUAAACUAUUUUUUAUGAUUUUAUAUAUGUAUUGUUUGAAUGACACUUGUAUUUUUUUAUAAAUGACCUACACUUAAGUUUUUGAAUGCAUGAGCUAUGACUUUGUAUGAA